AUGAACUGUUUAUCAAAUCAAGAUAUUAUUGAACUACUCGACUUACCAGAUGAAAUGAUCUUGAACAUAAUGAACAAAGUCAAACCUCAAGCGUUGUUGCUUUGUUCUAUUAUUAAUAUUGGAAAUCAUCGCUUGGAACAGCUUGCUCUUGAUAAAUAUCAUUCAAUUGAUCUAACUUUUGAUUAUGAAUAUUAUCCUCAUGGAUUACUUCUUAAACGAUUUUAUAUAGAUGUUUUUCCUCGUAUUUACAAUAAUAUUCAAUCAUUAACAAUCCAUACAAAACAUUUGUUCCCUAUUCAUACUGCUCUCGAUGCAAUACCUGAUACACUUCUUCCAAAUUUAAGACAUUUGAAAAUAUUAAUAAACCGUCGUCAUCCUCAUAUUGGAACACCUUUUACAAUAGCUUUCUAUUACGACCAGCGAUCAUAUAAUUUUCCUCUUUACGCAACUGUACCUCAAUUUGUUUAUAUGAGAGAUAAACUCAUUGAUGCACUUUUACUAUGGAUCCGUUCUGCACCACUUAUGAGUUCUAUUAACUCUUUUGAAUUUGAUCAUUAUGCUCCACUAAUAGUGCCUGUUAAUAAUGAAAACUUAUUCUUUGCUCAAUCAUCUUAUCUUACUGAUGUAUCCAUCACAUUAAAAGAAUUACCUGAUUGUGUUCGUUUACUGAAUCAACUGGGCUCCCAAUUAUAUUCAUUUACUGUGAACAUUAUAGACGCUUGUGUAGGCAAUGUCGAUAUCACAUCUGAAAUCGAAUCAAUUUGUUGUUGCAACUUAAAAAAAUUCAAAAUGACAAUAUAUCGUAAUAUGUUAGCCUAUGAAAAAUAUCUUCUUCCUCUUUUACAACAUUUAUCAAGUGUCAAAUAUUUAACAUUGCUAUUAGCCAUUUAUAUAACUAAAUCAAAUCGUUUUGUUGAUGGAUUCCAUUUAGAAAGAAAUAUUGUUUCACAUAUGCCUCAUUUAUGUCAAUUUGAUUUUCAUAUUCGUUCAGUAUUAAAAAAUUUUUCUUAUAUCGAACUUGAUAUUGUUCGUCAAAGUUUUGUCAAACAAAAAUCUAUGGAUUACACAAUUGAAUAUUUCAAUAAUCGAUAUGGUCAAUGUCACAUCUAUUCACUUCCAUUUAUUGGUGAUCGUCUUGAUUUUAUUUCGAAUCGAUUUCCACUUUUUGAUAAUAAAAACACAUUUAUCAAUAUUACUAUGUUAUUACUUUUUGAUGAUGUUAAACCUUUUGAAAAUGUUUUCUUUGAACGUAUUACACUUAGUUUACCUCAUCUUCGAACACUCGAAAUUUUUAAUCAAUUAGAACAAGAAGAGAAAGCGAAAAUCAGAACAACCAAUUAUAUUGAAUUUUCUCACUUGUCUACACUUAUUUUACAUUGUAUUCAUAUGGAUUAUGGGGAACAACUUCUUUGUCGAACUCAUCUUCCACAUCUAGUGGAACUUGUCAUUCGUAACAACGUAUUAUUAACAAUAAUCGAUCAAGAUAAUCAACAAGCUAGAAAUAAUUGUUUAAAUGUUGAAAGACUUUUUAUUGUCGAACCAUGGAUUGAACCAACAAGUGUUCAUUUAAAAUUUUUUCCCAAACUAUAUAUGAAAAACUUCUAA
This is a messenger RNA of Rotaria sp. Silwood1, 1605 nucleotides long. The record is from the annotation of a GenBank genome assembly. Lineage: Eukaryota; Metazoa; Rotifera; Eurotatoria; Philodinida; Philodinidae.